This is a messenger RNA of Penicillium alfredii, 393 nucleotides long. RefSeq lists its product as uncharacterized. The coding region runs from base 1 to 393 and encodes 130 amino acids. The record is from RefSeq and is a predicted model, not a curated record. NCBI's taxonomy places the organism in Eukaryota, Fungi, Ascomycota, Eurotiomycetes, Eurotiales, Aspergillaceae. The transcript has a single exon.
AUGUGCUCGCAGUAUGGCCAGUUUGUGCUGGAUGGGGGCGCAUCAGACUUCAUCACCAAACUCAAAGCCGAUGACAACUUUGUCGACAACGAGGGUUCCACCUGGAAUGCCGCGCAGGAGGAAACCUUUCUCUACAAUCUCGCUCGGGGAUUCUACAAGACCGAGGUCGAGGUCUACGACAUCUUGAACGACCCGCAAAGCAAGGGCAUCCCUCGACUCUUUGCGUGUGUCACAAUGCGCGACUCCCUUUUCCUCCCACAGCCUGCCUCUAUCAGCGAGUAUUUCGAAAUCCCUGGUAUUCUGCUGCAGUAUAUCAAAGGGUUUCCGUUGACCGAGUCGCUACUCAUGCUCCACGCGAGAGCUGGCAGCCGCUCUGCGAAGAAGCCAUUCUAA